This is a messenger RNA of Xyrichtys novacula (pearly razorfish), 36009 nucleotides long. NCBI's taxonomy places the organism in Eukaryota, Metazoa, Chordata, Actinopteri, Labriformes, Labridae. The record is from the annotation of a GenBank genome assembly.
UGAUUGUAUUUCCAUGAAGAAAUGAUCAUAAAUGUUCUUCCUUGAGCUGUGGCACCCCGCUGUAGUCCGUAAUGGACUGGCCUGAGGUCUCUCUACAAACAAGCGUCUGCUGGAAGAGAGUAGGUGAGUUGUGUUUAGUCUCUUUGCUAAAGAAAUGAGUCAAAGUUAAAAAGAUGUUUGGUGUCUAGUACUAUGGCUGUGACCCUAUAUGUACUAACCUCAGUAGAACAUGGUGUAGUUCUGUUCAGUAACAGAACCUCAUUGGAAAAUUAUCUGAUUUAACUUUACUGUGCUCUUGUUCAAAUAUAUUAACUCGACAGCACAUAAAUCCAUACCUGUUAACAAAAUCAUAAUUUUAUUGAUAAUUCGGCUCAAUAAUAAAAACACCUUUACCUUUUCAUUUUACUACAGUAGAAGUUUAUUGGCCCAGCUUAUAGACUACAGAGGUGGAGAAACGCCCCCGCUUAAGUUUAUGUUUUCUGAAUGUAGUACUAUGUCUGUGACCCUAUAUGUCCUGUUGAUGAAGUUAGGUGCUGUUCUGAGCAUUAUUUGUGGCUAUAGAGUGGCGUUUUGGUUGGGGGCGUGGCUCUCUGUAUUACUAUCCUGCGGUCGUUACUAAAGUUGGUAUAACUAGAGAAGCAAGCGGUCGACAACAUUCAUCUCUGGAGGGGGGGUCUGACUCGGUGUUAUGGUGUGUUUGACCCUAAAUUAAUUUUAUUUUGGAAUAUCCCUUUAACAUGACAGUCAUAUACAGUAUAUGUAUACUAUAACUAAAGUCCAGGGUUCACCUAAAUGAUUCAGACUCGGGUAAAAAAUGACCAUUUCAGUUUACAGCUGCAUAUAAAGGAAACAUCUCCGUCCUCAUUUGUAGAUUAAAACAGAAUUUUCAGUUUUAAUGAAAAUUCAACAUCAUUUAUUAUAAUCUAUAUAUUAAGAAUAAUCAGUGAAGGAUAAGGAUCUUUUGUGUUCCACUUGAUCUUAGAGAUUUUGCACAGUUUGUGAUUUCCAACUACAGUCUUUGUUUGAAUGAGGAAGUGCAUCUCAGUCUUCUGUUGCCAUGGAGACGCUCAUUAAAGCACUGUAAUUGUCCUGCGGGGACCGAAAGCAUGACGCAGGAUUUCUGCUCUGCCUCUCUGUCAGUUUUUCCCUCAGACUCCACAUCUUCAGACUUUUCUCUCGGCCGUGUUAAAGACCUGCUCUCUCCAUGUUCCUCCUGUUCCUUCUUCAGUGGGAAAGGUGAGAGAGGUGUGUUUCUGCAGACAGACAGUGACGCAUGAGCGACAAGGACAAACUCCCACUGAGGGUUCGAGUGAAAACACAACAGGAGUGUGUGUUUUUAAGGCGAGGAAAGGAGGAGAAAAAGAAGAAUCAGCCAAAACAAAAACUCUGAGCUUUCUUCAUCCUCAGGUCAGAUCAUCGCUGUGAAGUUAUCACAAUUUAUGUGGUCAGACUGAGGAACAGAUUUAGGAAGACUGUAAGGUUCAUCUUCUGUUCAUAUCUGACAACAACCUCUGAGAGAUUUUGUGAUGAAAAAGUGAAAGAAAGGAACAAAAACAGGCUGAGAUGUUUUGAGAGUCUCUCUGGAGGAGAUGAGGAGUGCUGCCGACUGUUUACCUCCAUGAAGAUGACUCCUCGUCUCCUCAAAAACUCCCCCCGUCCAGGAAGUUCAGCUCAUAUUUGUGUUUUUUUUUCUUGGAAUAAAACAGAAAAUUAUCUUUACUGUCAGCAGGUGAAAGUAAGAAAGCUGGAGUCCAAAUAUUCAGACGGAAGUGUCCUUUAUUUUUUAUAAAUCACCAACUUCAAACACUCGAUGUGACUCUGAGUUAUACUCUCCCUCUUUAACCUUCGCCUACGAGUGUUUCAGUAAGAGUGUGUGUGUGUGUGUGUGUGUGUGUGUGUGUGUGUGUGUGUGUGUGUGUGUGUGUGUCUGUUUGAUUGAUGUCUCUUGGUGUUGCAGUGGAGUCCCCCCCCACCCUCACGCUCCCCCUCCCCUUUUUAUCGCUCAGUGUUACAUAACAGACUUCACUGCAGAGGAAGAGCACUGCAGAGGACUCCUACUACACACACACACACACACAGACACACACAGACACACACACAGACACAUGUUCAGGUUUACUUUAUUUAUCCCCUUCUCAUUCUCUUCAUCUUUAUUAUCGUCGUUUCAGCCGUUUCUCUCGUUUUAUCGUUUAUUUGAUGAGGAUUGUUAUCGAGUUCAUUCUGUCUGAGUGUUUCUCAGUUUCUCAUUUCCUCAUGUUUCAACAUUUUCCUCCGUUUCCUCCGCUCUGACUGAUAUUCUUGUUCCUCACCGCAGAGAAGACUCAGCCGUUCUUCUCUCCUUCAGGACUUCACCUGUAAACCUCAUGUUCUCGGUGUCGUUGCUCCUCUGGGCAGGAUCAGUCUGACUGUCAAACCUGACAAUCUGACGUGUCCUUGUAAAGAUCCAGACUGUAAUGUGCACAAAUAUUGGCACACACCACUUACCGACCACGUGUUUCCACCCGUGACGUCCCGGUCCACACAUCACAACACACACUUAACUCACCGAUGCAAAGAGACAACAGCAGGACGGUUUUUAGUGUCGUCCUGCAGCAGCAGACGCUCUCACUUCUCAUCGUGUUCUCUCAUGUCAGACUUCUGCUCUCUCUGUAUAUUAUAUAUAACACAAAGAGCUCCAGCUGAGGCACUCAGACAUUUCAUUUCACCUCAUUUUAUAAGUUUUCUUGACAGACUGAUAUUUGGACAUAAACCAACAUGAGAAAAAACAACUAGAAAUAAGUCUACGUUCACACACGAUUCAGAUUUUCUGUUCAAUCCGAUCUUUUUGUGCGUCGUUCAUGUUACAACAACGACUGUGUCCGUGAAGUGACCCACAUGCGCACAAAACACAAAUUUCUCCCUGCGCCUGUUUGUGUUGUUGAACAAUGGUGACGUUUGUCUCAUAUUGAUGACGUAAAGGUCGGAUGAACGCGACCUGAGCGUCCACACUGCAGUCACAUCAGAUACAUAUCUGAUUUAUAUCCACAUACAGAAGAGGGUCGGAUCAGAACCAAUCAGAACUGACCUGUUCACACUUGGAUGGAAACAUCAGAUAUGGUUAAAAAGUCAGAACUGACCUGCAGUCUGAACGUCGACUAAAAUGUUUGACAUUAGUUUUGAAUUUAGAGUUUGCCUCAUGUUUCAUCUGUUUACAUGGAGGAGGUGUGCUUUAUGUACUGCAGCAACUUUUGGCUUCACUUUAAAUGAGCUGUUGUGUUGUCCAGCUUUAUACUGUCCUUGAUACACAAGCACUAACCUCCCAGUAUCCAUGAAACACGUUUUGGACAGAGUCGAUACCGACCAUGAGAAACAGGUUUCCUUGACUCUAAAAACUCACUUCAGGUUUGGGACUGUCUGAGCUCAGGUGUGUCUCCAAUAAUCAGCUCCUCAGUCCCACCAGUUCGUGGGUCUACUCUCCAAAGAUCACAGAGGACAUCGGCUCUGAUGGUUCAGUUUGGUUAACGUUGUUUUUCUGGGAGUGAAGGUGAUCCUCAAACAUACAGAAGAAUAACAAUCAAAAAUUUACUCUCACAUCGAAGUUCAUUGAAUUUCAUACCUGUUUGAAUGAAAACACACAGUUAUGCUGAGUAUUUGGUCUUCUGUGGUUGUUCUGUUGUAAACUGAGCAGUGGUUCAUGAAUGAGAGUCAGAUAACAGGAAGAAACACACUCUUCAAAUAAAGGUGGGUCUUAUUUCUGUCACUGACGACAGUUUAAUGGACAGACUUUCCUGUAAAAUCAACUCUAUGAUGUAAUGAAUGUCUGUGGUCAGAUGAUAACCUCCUCAAAGUUCUUCUGUAACACAGACUCCAGAGGAUGAACUGGAAUCCCCCUCAUUUCUCCAGGACUCCUGAAUUAACCUUGAAGGAGAAGAAGAAACGCUGCAGUCGAUCACGUGUGAGCUCAGAGUGCUGCUGAUGUCUCUGUUUAACCCUCUGAGGACAACCAUACUCUUCUUCUAAUGUUUCACAUGGUCUUAAAAAGCAUGUGUCACCUCACCAGAGAAACACACAGCCCUGUAACACACAUCUGUCUUUUUCAGGAUAGUCUGGGAUUGUCGUGUUUCCACCACUUCUGAUUUUUCACCUUUUUCCUCUCCGUCUGGGUGGAGACGUCACGACACAACGACUGCUCUCUUCAGAGGCCACAGGAGGAGGUGAAGCAGUGAUGGAGGAGGUGAUGCUUGUUUGAGUGUUUUUCAUGUCUCUCUGAUCUCUGCGUGCUGAACAGAUCUCUUUAAUUUCACUCACACACUAAUAAAGCUCUUCUCUGUCAGUCUGUGUGUUCAGGGGGAGGCGUCUCCCUCGUCAGGUUGCCUUUGUGAUGGUUCUGUUACCUUGGCGACUUAUGCCUUGUUGACCAGAUCCAGCGCAUUAUGAUUAAAGGUGCACUGAGUUGCCAUGGCAACACUGUUCGUAGGAGUUGCAUAAGCGGAAAGAAAGGGGACCCCAUUGACUAUGUGUGUGUGCGUGUGUGUGUGUGUGUGUGUUUAUGAGUUGACAUAUGUGUGUAGAUCUCUCUCUGUGCAGCCUGAGUCAGUAUCUGGAGUGUGUGUGUGUGUGUGUGUGUGUGUGUGUGUGUGUGUGUGUGUGUGUGUGUGUGUGUGUGUGUGUGUGUGUGUGUGUGUGUGUGUGUUGAAGACGAUCUUGACCCGUAAAAAAAAAAGCAGCCUUUAUGAGCUUGUCUUUUUCCUCCUCUCUUCCUCUCUGGAGGAACUCCUGAUAACUCGCUGUCUGUCCCUCUUUAACCUCUUUAUUUAUCAGGGGAAACUGAACAGAGUGAGAGUGUAUUCCUGUCAGUGUUUCACAUCCACUCUCUUACUCACACUCACACCUGGGAGCUGCUCAGUUCAAACGCACAUCGCUGCGGUUGCUGCUGCUGCGGUUGCUGUUGGGCUUUAAGCCGUUUCCAUGGAGCAGCUUUCUGUCACAGCAGCAAACCUCCCGUUCAAACCUGAGGAUGGAAACUGUUUUAGACAGAGAAAGACAUUUAAAGACUGUGACUGUCUAUAAACACAAUCUGUUUUUCCUGUAGUCCACAGUCCUCUUUGUCAUUCUUCCUAUACAACAUCUCUGGUGACCCUACAUGACUCUAUAAUGUUAUAAAUCCAACAUUUGUUUCAAACACGUUAGUUUAAUGUUAGUCUAAUGUCAGUCUGAACUCCUGUAAUAUCCCCAAAGUCAAGUUUGUUUAAAUAGAUUUGAAAUAACUCAUCAGCCUCUUCAAAUUUCUAUAAAUUCAUUAAGUUUUAUUGUGAAGUUAGUCCUCUGUAGAAGUUAAAGACGUGUCUGCCAGGAGCCAGAAAAAACAGGAGCAGUGCUCUGUCUGAAAACAGAUAUUUUACCUGAUGUAUGUGCAUCCUUAAAGUAAAGUUAAUGUUAUAUAAGUUUUUGAGAGUGAUUGUACCUCAGUUCAGGUCUGACUCUGGUUCUGUAAUAAUAAUAGCUGUAGCCUGAUCUUUGCCAGUGUUUGGAGAUGUCUCCUGCUCUGUUAUUUGCAGGGAUUUACCCCUGUUAUGUCUGCUCUGGUGGAUUUACUACCACAGUAAGUCCAUUAAUAAGAAAAGACCCGCACAAACAGGAGCCCCCCCAGUGUUCAUUACACAAAACUUUAUUGUUUUACAGGUGCUUACAGGCUGUUAGGGUGCUGAGCUGCGGUUUAGUUUCUUUGGUUCUUAGGUUCUUAUCUUGAAUCUUGAGCACAAUUUCUUUUAGUAAACACAGUUUUAGAGCUAAAACCUGAAAAGCCUCAUAUUCUGAUAGAAAAUGGAUAUAGGGGAGAGUGGGGUGAGACGAUCCAUUUUUCAUAUUUGGGAUCACUACAUCAAGUCAGUCCUAGUUUUGUCUCUGACUCGUGUAUCUGCAGAUAUUUCUUCAUCAGAAUGAGAGUAUACAGAACUGUCAUCCUUAUAAUAUAGCAGGCUAAAAAAAGCGGUCUCCUAUGGUCAACUUACCCCUUCUCUCUCCCUAAAUAACAGUCACUUCUUCACAUUCAUGUGUAUUUUUAUCUAUUAUACUCUAUUCAACUGGUACAAUCAUUCUGUUUAUUAUUAUUACAUAUAACUGAUAAAAAAACAUUUGAAGAUGAGAAUGUCUUUGAGUGAUUGAGGACAUUCACAGAUCUGUAUUUUAGAAAAGAAAAAGUAUAGGUCAUAAACCCCGCCUCCUUAUGGAGCUGUGGACAAACUUUAUAAAUGAAUGACACAGAAUAUAAAUGUUUCUCCCCCCUGGUUGUGAUGUUGACAUGUAGUUACUGUCAGACUGGUUUGUGCUCAAGUCCUCUUUUUUCUGUACAGCUCCAUUUUUAAAAGUUAUUAGGGGGUUCAUGUUUUCUAUGAUUGACACCUGAUACAGCCUAUGGGAGGACAGGGAUUGAGUAGAGCACCGGGGGAUACGCUGUUUGAGUCGAGCGUCAUCACAGAGACUCUCCUGCCGAAUAUGUACAACCCUACUGCGCAAUGUUGGUUUCAGGAAGUGGAGAAAAAUCACGGAAGUACAGAGAACCUUUCGGCUUCAAACCAAUUUGUCCAGAGUAAAUACAGCCUAUGGUCUGACAAUUCUAAUCAAACUUAUGACUGAAUUCAAAUAAAUGUCUCAAGGUCCUUUCACACCGGGACCGUUUUUGUCGUGUGAUUAUUUUCCCUUAUUUACCCUCGGGCUCGACUUACCCUUUGGCUGAACCUACCCCGGUCUCCCCUAUACUGGGACUGAAAACUCGGUGUUUUUUUUUUCUUUUUUAUUGAUCAUGAUACAGACAGGAAGACUGACAUAGGUGACUCCUGCUCUUCUGAAUGAAUUAAAAUGGCCGUUAGAUAGAUCUCCGGUUGUACACAUGUUUGUCCUCUUCUGUCGAUAUUUUAGAAAUUUCUGGACAAAUGGGAGUGUAUCGGUGUGACGUAGGCAACAGGUAGGUUGGAUCCCCUCGCGGACGCCUCGUGCGCCUGCAGUUCUCCUCCUCUCCUCUCCUCGCUCAGCUGCAGCGCGUGCUGGUACCGUAGUCAUCCUCGUGUCCUCACACAGCCAGUAACACACGGAGCUCGAGAGCUGCACUCACUCACUGCUUCACGAGACCACUGCAGCAGCAGCAGCAGCAGCAGCACGGAGGGCUCGCGCCGUAGAACGUAGUUUGAAAAAUAACGGUCGAGCUGGAGAGAGGAGCAGCAGAGGGACUCCUCACAGGGACUCCUCACAGGUAAAUGUUGGUUAAUUUCUCAUUUCUGUGCUGGGAAUGGAUCACUUUACUAAUCUUUUCACGGAGCUGUUAAAGUAGACUGUCUGUUAUGUUGAAUGGACAGGAUAAAUGAUUGUCUGAAUGGGAGAUUCAGUCGCUGUAAGAUGUUUAGUUAUCGUCGCCAUCGUCCUGCUUUAUGAACGUAGUCCUGUUUGAGACGGGUGAUUUUUAUUUCACCGAAAAAUAACAUAUAUAGACUGUUUUCUCCCUCCGUUUUUGUGAGCUUGGUCGUUCAGUUGGAGUUGUAGCUUGCUGAAUUGUUUUUGUUUUAUUGAAGUGUCACAGACAUCAGUAUAAGUCUGUUAAUUAACCACAACAUGUCUGUCUCUCAUUGAUGUUUUAGGUCUGUGAGUUAACAGUUGGGCAAACUAGUGAAACAUUAACAAUGCAAAGAGUUUUAAAUCUGAUUUUUUUUUAUCUUUCUGCCUAUUGGAAUGGAUAAAUAAGAUUAUUAUUCCCUGAAAAAUAAAUGAAAAACUGCCUUUUUUAUUUGACAGUCACUGACAUGUCUGUUAAUAGGUUUUCAAGUAGGCGAGCUUGUUUUAUUAUGACAAGGGCAGGGAUAAAAUAACCUGGUAGGCUAUUGCUGACGAUGGGCUGUGGGUAUUUAUUUUAACUUUAAAUUUUCCCCUCUAAUUUGACUAAUUUAGAGUUUUUGAUGUUUUUUAGUUAAUAAGGUAUCGUGAUAUUGACAUUAUUGACUACCCUGUAAUUUACAUGUUCAAUAUUAAUGUUUCAGUUUAAUUUCUUAAUAGCUGAAUUGCUUUAUGUGACAUUAUCGUACCAUUUGGUGGGGUUCCCUGCAUUUCUUACCUGUUCUUACCUGGUUUCUCACUGCUUAUCAGUGCUGUGGUGGAUAUUAUCCUUAAGUAAAGAACCCUAACAUCUUGUUGUGUUACUUCCUCAUGCAGCUGUUUCAUUCAACAACAACUGAAUCACGUUUCUGUCAGGCUGCAUUAAUAUUUUUCCGCGGGUCAAUACAGAUUGAUCCACUUCACACAGGCAGACUAUCAGUCUAAAUUACCAGUUAGCCGAUGAGAACUGUCAGGAGUCCAAGUCACGUUGUGUGACAUCAGAUUUUUGUGUUUUUCACUCAGCCAAGGUCAGUUAAUAGAGCCACAGCUGUGUGAGAGGAGAUGGAUGUGAACUUGGUAUGGUAAGAUGUGGUUUGGCUUUUGUAAUCCCUCUAGGAGAAGUGCAGUGACACUUGCCAAACAUCUCUGUAGGACCCGUCUUGACAUCAGGGCAGAUGCUCAUGCUUAGAUGCUUAGAUACUAUAUGCUUUUCUUGGCUUGUUUGACAGAGAAAAACAGGUAUUUUUGAAUAGCUGGCUUUGGCUCUCAUCUUAUUAACACCUCACUUCAAAAUGCUAAAGUGUUAAACCAUUACUGAUUUAUGAUCAGAAGGCUAAUAUAUUGCAUUUACUGAGGCUCAAAGAUAAUUAUUUUUUUAUUUAACUAGAUAAGAUCCCAUUGAGAUCUCUUUUACAGGGUGACCUGGCCAAGAGGUCAGCAGCAUACGUCACAAUAAUAAAUAAUACAGUUAAAGACAGAAGAGUGAGACUUACACAACAAGCUAUUUGGCUGAUAUGAUCUUAAUGGCGAAAGCUUGUAGUGGAGAAUGAUCUUCCUUAUGGGAAUAAGUGGCAUAUUGCUUAUAUGUAGCACAGUGUAGUGAUGUAAAAUAUUUAGCAGAAGCAUGUAAUUGAGUGAGUGAGGGAGUGGAGGUGUAAAUAUUACUGGAACAUACUGUAAGUGAUGAACAGGUUUUGACUGCCAUAAUGAGUAAGUAGCAGCAGAGACAUACUACAUGUUAUCAAUCAAUACAUGAUCAGAUGAUUGAUCCGCUGUCUUCUGCCUUUAUAUCAACUAUCAAUCAGAAAAUUCGAUUACAAAUGAAAUGUAACAACAUGGAAAUCAGAUAACAAAAAACAGCUGACCUAAUCAAACAACUGAAUUAGACACUUCAUAUGUACACAGGGAUACAUACUAUCUUUCAGGUGAGAUAUCGCUUCCAUUCAUUGUUUUGCAAGUUAAAUAAGCUUAAAUAUCUCAAGUCUCCACAUUGUUUGGAUUUUAGAAAGUCUCUGCUUUAAAAAAUAGCCUCAUUUUGACUUUAAGGAAACUGAUUUAUAAUCACUAAUUGGAUCUGGAAACUUUAGAGCUCGCGUUUGGAGUUGGACUGAAUGGGCUGCAUCUUUGGCUUAGGUGUGUGAGUCUCAGUAAUACUUUCAUGGUGUCAUGCUCAGCUCUCCCAAAGCUCUACAGCACAGCCGGCCAGCUGACACUAAAGCUCUUUACAACCGGUCAGACAGACAUGUGUCUCUCUCUGCUAAGCCCUCGAGCCUGUGUUGUUCUCUACACAGCAAACUCACCACCAGAGCUGAAACUGAAUGAGAACUUCACAAGUCCAGUCCAGGGCUAUUAUUGCUGGUGUACAAUGACAUACUGGGUUCGUUGGCAACUUGGCUGGUAAUUUGAUGAGUCAACCUCUGUGUUGGUUUUUGUGACACUAAAGCAUUUUGACAUUAGUUGUGUUGUUUUAUAUUAAAUGAUGAUUGAUCAAAAGCUUUCAGCAGCUGUCUGUAACGAGUAAACAAAGAAGUUUCAGGACUACUCCUGUUCUUCACACAGGAACCUGAGCUACUUUGCCUACUUAAAAGUUAUUAUCAUGGAAAAUUAUUAUUUUGGCAUUUUGUUUUUGCCUUCUAAUGGAUGCAGCACAGAGUGGAAACACAGACUGGAACCGCUGCAGGAACCAUGGUCCCCGUACAUGGGGUGCACUUUGGCUCACUUGGAUAUCUGCACGCCCUGUUUUUGUGCUUUUUGGUGUCUUAUCCUCCCAGAACCUGAAAAAAGGAGUGUUAUUAGGAAAAUACUGCCAUAAUGUCAUCAUGUCAUAAUGUCAGAAAGAUGGGGCAUGGUUAGAUUCUGUCACCCAACCUUUCACCCAGUUACAUAUCUAUAAACUUUAAAUGGUCCGUGUUUUAACCGUGACGCUACAGCGCGAGUAAAACAGAAGUAAGCAACGAUAAAGUAGCGCACUCUUUAUAGACGAGGGGGAGUUGUUCAGCAGGAAUUAUAAGUUGUCCUUGUCCCAUGUGUGCUGUUUUAUCAAGGUGAUUUUCAAAUCUAAUUAUAAUUUCCUGUACGUGGUAAUUAAAUCUGUUUUAUUACUGUGACAGAGUAUCCCCACAGGCUGACAGAAAUCCCAGUCUAGCGGUAAAAGCAAUUAAAUCAUCCUCUGAUAUGGCUUAUUUCCCCUCACUGAGGCUGUGAUGAUUACCACAUAUAACGAGCAGUUAAAUGAAUGAAUCAAUAUGUUGGUUGGCUUAUCAUUAAUCUGCCAUGACUCAUUAUCGUCACUGCUGAUUCAUUCUUCUUCAUAACCUGUGUCUGAGCUCUCUGGUGUCUGGUUUGUGUUCAGAUGGUGAAGAACGGAUGUCACAAAAAAGGACAAGCUAUUCAUUAGUGAGAAACUCUGAACGAACUGUGAAAAGAGGAAUAAGUUUCUCUGUUUGUUUGGUUUUCAUUUCAAAGAGAGAGAUUGCCAAAUGUUCCAUUACAGUCUGUCAUAAAAGCUGCUUUAGUCUAUGCAAAGAUAUUCAUACUAAGCAGAAACCACCACUUUACCCCUGUUAUUUCCUUUAUCUUACAGUCAGUGUUGAUGUUUUUUCACAUCUUACAUGCUGUUCCUGAUGGUAAUAUUAUAAUGUGAUAUAGAUAUAGACUCUUAUCAGCUGAAUAAUAGGCCAACAUACGUUUAAAUCCAACCCAAAACUCUGAAGUGAGCUCGUGUUCAUAGUGGUGGUUGGCGUGAUGUAUGAGGACACAGUGAGUGAUAGCAAAGAGCUGAUUGGUCAGAAAACAGAGGCUGUAUUGUUCUCUGCGUACUGUCUCCUCUGCUCUCUGUCUCUCUCCAUCCGUCUCCCUUCCCUUACAUGCUGCUGUACGCAGGUUUAUUGGCUCUGUGUUGUACUGAUAUGUAUUUUAGAGUCCAAAAGGAUGCACAGACUGGAACACACUCACACUGUAUGGGCAGCCUGCAGCACUGUGAAAACAGCAGCAGUGUUCAGCUCUGUGAUUGCUUUUUUCAUCGCCCCGUGGCCCUCUCCUGGUGUUACUCAUUUCGUCAGGGACCAAUCAGAUUCAGCUGCAGGGCCUGCUGCAGGGGAUCUCUGGGGAAGAGAAAUGCAUGAGAGAGGCCACAGUUAUACUCAUGGCUUGAUUUGUUUUUCUGCAGCAGCUUGUGUCAUUGAACAGGCAAAAACAUGAGCACAUGAACUUUAGUGUUUAUUCAUCAUCAGCCCCCAUAGUCCAGCUAUGAUGGGAAAACUUUACUCAGCACUUCUCACUUCACUGUUUCUUCUUAGUCAAUCUCCUCACACUUUAAUAUUCUAUUUCCCCAAUGGUAUCUCUGAAGUUUAAUGUUAUCUUGUGCAUAAUCAUGUCCUGCAGGGAUUAAGAGCCCAGUUUAAGGGACACCCCACAAACUCUGGGGACUCAGCCGUGCCCUCCCUGCUGUUACAAGCUGUUGUUGAGAAAAAAGGUUAACUGACCAAACGGCUGCAAAAGUGACGGUAAGCGUAAGAAGCAUGAUGUGGUCCAGGCUCUGGAUGCUGGACUUGUCUGAAGUUGUCGUCACAAUCUUUACUCCUUAUGAGAUGAGCAGGAAGUCUGAGUGAACACAUGAGGUAACAUGAAUAGCAUAAAAACACACGUACUGGCUCAUUGCCUCAUGAACGGGAAAUUCAAAUUAUUGUUGUCAGCUCCCACAAUUCAUUCAACAUGAGUUUAUUGAACUGUGCUGCAGUAAUCAGAUAUUUUAGUUUGGGCUUCAUGAGGAACUGCAGUUUUCAGCACUCUGCACCCGCUUCAUUUCUCAAGAGUUAAGGUUCUUGAUUUACAAAGAUAUGUCUGAUUAUCUGACAAUCAUCCAAACAUAUACUGUUACUAACGACUAAAUGGGUUUGGUGUUUGAAAGUGUGACCAAUUUUCCUAUGAUAGAGUUCAUAAAAGAAAACUGUUGCUUCUUUACAUUGAUGUGAAUCUGCUCCAGAAAACAGGGUCUUUUUAUAAACGUUAAUCAUAAAAUACCCAGAAUGUUAAGACAAGCCCUGAAUUUGCCUCUUGGCUUUCUAUAGAGCAGGUGCCAUAUUUUCAGUUUGUACUCAGGCCUGUCAGGUUAUAAUUUAAUUCUCGGCAGGGACAUGAGGCAGUCGCUGCUCCUGUCGGAUGUAAUGGAGCCUAGAAGGGAAGUCAAACAUGACAGACUGCCAACCUGCUCAUCUGCCUCAGCCCCCCAAAUCAUGCAGAGAUGAAGAUGCAGCACAGCUCAGCUGCAGCUCCGACAAUCUUCUGAUCACGAGUCAGAGGCACAAAAAUCUGAACUCUGUAGUCGGGUCAGUGACGUGACGCCUAAAUAUUCUGUCCAGCUGUAUUUUCUUUUUUUAAGUUAAAAAGGUUUAAAUGCACAAAAAUAUACUUUCUAUAUGUAGUAUCUCUCUCAUAGUCGUAGUCACUUCAACUUUUCCAAAAUCAGGUCUUAUUAGUAAUUUUUCUGAACUUCAAAGUGUCAAAAUAUCACGUGGUGUGACCAAUAACAACAUUAAUUGUAUGAAAUACAAUUUAAAGAAAAAAUUAGUCAGUGAACUGCAUUUAAUUUAGCGACUGUGACAUUAUAGAGCUGAAUGUGAGAUCAAUAUUUACAAAAACUUAAACGAAAUGCAAACACUUUGUUUCUGUCUACUUGAUAUUACCGACAAUUUGUAAAAAAAAACUAUUAAGUGUGUUGAAAAAUGUACUAAUUUUGAGAUAAACUAUGGUCGCACCACAUGACAUUUUUUAAGGCCAAUUCAUCUAUAGGUAAAAACACUAAAAUUGCACAAUUUAAAAAAUUUAACAUUAAUUUUUGUAUACACAACAUCCUUGGUGUUGGAACUGUUGCAAAAUAUAUUCUUAUUUUUGGUAUUUUAAAAUUAACAUGUUGAAAAACCUUAUAGGUCAUUGACCCAGUCAUGAUUAAUUCCCUUCUCAUAGAUGUACCUGUGUUUAAAAGCAGUCCCUGUUGCACUCAGGGCUGACAUUUCUGUCCACUGUAUGGUUAUGAACUUUUUGAUGAAUCUGUGUUUACCUGAUCAUGGGUGUUCGGAGAUUCUUAUUCAGGCUGCUGCAUUGCAGUUUUUGAUUUGCUCCCAUGACGUCAAAAUACGAGCUGGCUCUUUGAAUCACUUCUCAGUAAAGGACUUAAACUAAUUUCUGAGUGACAUUGAGGGGUGAAUCUACAGUUUUCUGAGGAUAGAUUGACUACUUUUGGAUAGUGUGUGCAUACACUGGUGCUAGGAUAUACUGUAUGUAGUCAGAUAGUUCCUCAGAUAGUGGAACAUAUGGUGCGGCUCUCAUCCGUCCUUCUGUCUGUUUACUUGUUGGUGGGAUGUACCUGAGGACACCCCACUCUGGGAUCAGCAGCGCUGCCUGACUCUGUGUCAAAGUCUGACUCUGACCUGCGUCAUGUUGCUCCUGUGGUGCUGCAGUGGUUCAGUGGUUAUAGCUGUCAGCACACAGCUUUGAGGACCCAAGCUUUCCUAUCAUAUUCCAUGUGCUGCUGUCUGCAUGUGUGAUGAUAUAUAUAUUUGUGUUUUAUUUGUUUUGGUGAUUUCAUUCAGGAUUUCCAACAUGUCUGAUAAAGACUUCCAUGACCAAGUCUAAAUGGAGUUAUUUCAUUUUUCAGGGUCCCACCAUACCAAAGCCUUCUCUCUGAUGUUAUACAGACUUCAUCUCCUGAGAGGUCAGGGUCUUAGAUGCAUUAUGUUGAACUCUAACCUAUAUCCAGCGUUAGUACAACUCUCUCCUGGCACCUUUGUAACCUGGAAAGUGGAUAAUGACCCCGAUCACUCGGGACCACAUUCUGUAGAAACAGCUGUUGUAAGAGUCUCUGAUUGGGUCUGUAUUAUUGUUGCUUUCUUUGUGGAGGUUAGAUGACACAGUGUUGAAGUUAUCGGGGAGUUAGUGUUUAAAUACCUGAACUUUAAAAUGUGGUUAGGUAAUCCACUAAUGUAGGCUGCUGUACGUCCUGUCUGAAUUGAUUUUUGGUGUUUUUGGAGGAGUUGAAUCAUCUGUUAUGUCACUCAGAACAUACACCCACAGCAGCAGUGAAACAGCUGCAAGAGCCGCUGACAUUUAAGAUUUUCUACAGUACUUUUGAGACCCACUAUCAAACUAGAAACACCAAGUACUGGAAGAAAUCAAGCACAUUUAGCAGCUGAGAGUCUGAAAUAAAGAUCUGUGUAUGAAGUAUGUGAUUUAUAUUCAGUCAGAUUUCUCACUCGGGUGUCCUGUAGGUGUAUGUUCAUAGGAAAGGGACCUCAGCUGACUUUGUGUCUUCUCUCUGCAAAGAGUAGGCCUGAUAAAGAGCUGUUCAGUCAUGUAGUUUAAUGUCAAACUACUAAAGGACUGGCCAGUGUCCAAGGCUAUUCAGAGAGAGAGAGAGAGAGAGAGAGAGAGAGAGAGAGAGACUGUGACAGAUGGGGAGGGCAGAGAGAAGAGAGGAUGAACGAAUCUUAGCUUAAGACAAUUAGUUGGGAGACAAUUAAAUAGUGUAGUAGAAAAACAGAUGACCAGAGUGAAAAUAGAGGAGUGGAUGAUGCUAAUGAUGCCAAAAUAACAACAACAGAAAACUGAGAAGAGACUCACAGAGAGAGAGAGAGAGAGAGAGAGCUUCUGGUAUCACAGCACAUUUAACCUUAGGUAAGUCGUCGACCCCUUCUCCUCACGUUCAUCCCCUCUUGUUUUGUGUUCAGUUAAAGACGGGAAACUUCUUCAGUCAGAAUCAGAGAAAUCUUUGGCCCAGAAAUGAGCAGAGUGUGUAACCACUGCCUUUUGUGUCACAGCCUGUUUGACAUCUGACCUACUUUGUGUCCCGGCUAAACAUAGAAGUGAUGCUCCAAUCAGCUGUCAGUCUCAGUUGUUGUGAGUCGAGACAGAGACACUUGAGUUUGUUGCAUAUAUGACUCCGGCUGAAUGAAAACGGACUUGAAAACAACAUCUCUGAACUUAAAUCUGAUGACAGGUCGUGUUUUCAAUAACCUUGUCUUUACCUGAUUAUCUGAAAACCUGUAAGACUUCGAAUUGUAGGUCUCAGGAACCUUAAAACUUCAAAACAAGUUAAAUAGUUUCAAGUCUAAAUAAAAGCAUUAACAUCUGUUUGUAAUGAUGUGACAGAACUCUGACUAAAGCCUGUUAUAUGAUACAGAAGGACUCUGUGGUUAAAGCUGUGACCACACUGUGAUGAAAGUUUCUUCCCACCUUUCUCUAGAUCAUGAGUUUAUGAACAUUUGCAGGAUUUGACAAAUAAAAACCUCUCAUACAGCAGUGAGACCUUUGUAAACCUUGAAUAUAACAAAGAAAUGAAAGCCAGGACAUUUUGUUGAAUAGUGUCUGUCAAAGUCAUGUCAGAGUCAUGGCAUAAUAAAAGAAUAAUUGCUCUUUUUUCAAUAACUUCUUAUUGUUUUACUGUAUUACAUAACAUUUUCUUACAUAAAUCCCUCCUGCUUAAUUCUCCUCCUGUCAGUUAUGAGUCCCCCUUUUACUCCCAUCGAUUAGUCCGGUCUGCAGGUUGACUUGGCUGUUCUUGAAAUAAAAUAAAAUCCAUUAUCAGAGGUUUGAGCUGUCCUUCUGUACUCAAAUAUAAUUAUGUAGGUGCUGCUGAGCCGUGCUUUCAUUACACCCCCUCUGCCCUCUUCUUUGCUUCCGUGUUUCAUUUGCCUCUCAUUUCACUUUUUACUGCUGAAUUUUACACUUCAAAUAUAUUAGUGUGUGUGUGUGUGUGUGUGUGUGUGUGUGUGUGUGUGUGUGUGUGUGUGUGUGUGUGUGUGUGUGUUUGUCCUGUUUGAUUGUUUAUGACUCCUGAUGGUCAUUUCUCUCUUUCUCAUUUCCAACCACACUCUGUCCUUCACUCUCCCUUGUCUUUUUCUCCCUCUGACUCUGUUGUGUUUACACCGUCUCAUCCUCUUUCACAGCAGUAAUAAUAGCAGAUGUGAUGAUGUCACACAAUUGCCAUGGCAGCCAUGAUACGCAGGUCUGAUUUUAAUCACACGAACAAAGUGAAAAGACAAAUAUGAACUGCACUGGCUGCACUAAACUGGAGAAGGUUAUAUCUAAUUACAUUUAACAAAGUCCACUGUAGUGUAGGCUACAAUGUGGUCCAAAUAUAAAACAGAUUAUUCUGUUACUGAUCAGAACGUUUUCUACUGGAUCAGGUCUGUGUGUUUGAAAUCAGCAUAUUAGUGUCCUUACAGCCAUAACAUGUUACACACACUAACAAUGCGCUCUGAGGCCACUUCAGACUUUCACUGUCUCUGCUGAUUUGGUUCCAUUUUAUGAUGAACUCAGUUCAUCCUCUGUUUCUAACAGAGAGAGUGUGUUAAGCUGCGAACCGUGUAAAGCUGACCUUUCUGUUCUGAACGGAGGGGUCCCAUUAAAAGUUGUUGCUGGACCUACAUUGAGAGUAUUUAGGGCACCUAUGUAGGUCUGGAUCACUACUAGGAGACGUGAGGAGAACAUAAAUCUCAGUGGUUUACCUCUGAGUGUUUAAUGUUGGAGCCAAAACACACGGCCAAUUCAUCAUUUGGUCUGUCAGCAGAAUAUGAUCAGCAACAAUGCUGAUUAAUAAAUAAAUAUAUAUGUGAUCACUUACCAAGCCAAAGCGCCAAAGGUCAUUUUUUUCAUCCGUCAAAUGUUAGUAUUCGGUACCUUCCUUCCAGAUUUCACAAAGAUAAAUAUGAAGCGAUCCUGGUUAAAUUCAUUUUUAUAAGUUAAUUUGUGAAAGAGAUGAGAUCAGGGUUGGCCCUGGAUCUGCACAUGUACGCCAAGAUUGGCUGUUACACCGAUUGUUUUGGCUGUUUGCCAUGCUGCGUGUGUUAUUUGGUUUAGUGGAGCAGAGGAUGUAGAGCUGUUGCAUAAGUCUUCACAUUAAGUCCAUGCUGAUAUUACAUUAUUGAUCUGAUGUUUAAGGGAGAGAUUGGAGAAGUGAAUAAGUCUUUAUUCUGCUUGUGACUGAAAGUUGGAUGUAAAAGAGAAAUACAAUGAAGACAGUCGGCACAGAGUAAGGGGUCAUCAUUAAGUUAGACUUCCAACAGUAAAUCAAUUAAAACACGGGGGACAUGAUAUUACAGAGCAGGUGGAGGGAGCAGGGGUUUGAAUAGAGGAGUGCUGUCAUUAUACAUGAACCUCUAAAUAACUAUUUAAUGAUUUGAUGCACAAAAAGUCAAACUAAAGUGAAUUAAAGAACACACUCUCAUUCAGACUGCUUGUUCUGUCAACUACCUCUAAACCCAACAAUGAUCUGAUUCACACAUUAGGUUUAAAAUAUAAAUGUAAAUGUUCCUUAUUUAUACAGCAACCCUUUCUGUGAACCAAAGUGCUUUACAAUACAUAGUAAAAAUGAAUAAAUAAAAACUAUAAAAGCAAUAAAAUAAAAUGUAUUGCUACUGGGUAUUUAAAGCCAGCAUAAAUAUGUUUUCAGUCGAGAUUUAAAAAGGCCCAGGUCGGAGAGAAGUCUCAUUUCGGUGGGGAUCUUAUUCCAGAGCCUGGGACCAACAACUGAAACCUCUCAGUCACCCCAGUGUUUGUGUUUUGACCUGGACACCUCCAGCAGAAGUUGGUUUGACGACCUCAGAGCUCUACCAGGCUCCGUAGCUGUUUACAGAUCAGUUAAAAAGAUGGAGGCGAGGACGUUAAGAGCUUUAAAAACAAACAUUAAAAGUUUAAAAUCGAUCCUAAAAGAGACGAGAAGACAGUGAAGGGAGCUGAGGACAGGACUGAUGUGUCUGUUAGUGUUGGUUAAAAGACGGGCAGCAGUAUUUUGGACAAGUUGAAGGAGAUUAAGAGAUGAUUGGGAGAUGUUAACAUUAAGUGAAUUACAAUAGUCUAAUCUUCAACUGAAAAGAGUCAAAAGUCUCUCAUAAUUGUCGACUAUUUUCUGUCAGUCCACUUUUGAAUCUAAGCUCUGGGUUUCAGUGUGUUUCAGUGUGUUUUAUUGUGUGUUUUAGUGUGUUCCAGUGUGUUUUAGUGUGUUUCAGUGUGUUUUAGUGUGUUGUAGUGUGUUUCAGUGCAGUACAGCAGUGAAACAGAGAAUUUGACAGUGAAUAGAUAACUGUAUAAAAAUCCUGAUGCAGGCUCAGACAGCUGUAAAUAUAGUUCUACAUUAGUAGUAAGUAGGACAGGUGUGGACAUGUUGUGUUUACUGCAGUCACAAAUCACAGGUGCAGACACAAGUUGUGUAGAGCUGUGUAACUAGGAGGUCACAGCACAUAUAGGUCAGUGUGUAUUUCUGUAACAGUAUCUAUAUCAUCUGGGUUACUGUAAGCAAGUUACAGAGAUUUAAUACGUGCUUUAAUGCUGCUCUCUCUCUGUUCUUAUAUACACGGUCUAGUUUCCUAAAAAUACACUUUUGAUUGACUUUGACUUUUUUCCUCCCUCCAGGUAAAGGUGGUUUGGAGGCUGACGUCCUGGUCAUCCAUCCUCUAUCAUCUUUGUCCUCUCCGUUCUUCAACCUAAGCUCUCAGUCCUCUCUCUCUCUCUCUCAAACCAACUCUCUCUCACACUCUCUCUGUCACUGUGAUGCUGGGCUGUGGGUGAGUGAAUGCCCGUGACCAGACUGAAGCUGGGGAAGCUAAAGGUGGUGCGGCGGCAGCUGCUGCAAAGGUAAACAACACACAAACCCAGCAUCAGAAGUACCUGUGAGUUUAGAGUUUGUUGUUUUCUGACACAGCCUGAGUUCACUGUAUGCUGUUUGUAACUGUCAACAACUUUGUAUAUCUUUGUGUUUAAUAUGUAGGUAUUUAUUCAGAUCUUUGUAAUUUAUACAAAUAGAUUUUUUUUUAAAUCUCUAAUUUGCGAGGAAGGGGCGGGACUAGAUAAGCUUUUUGCUUCAUUCUGUUCCUUCUCAAACUAUUUAUUUUGACAUACGUAUGUUGUGACAGUUGUUUAGUGUACACAUGUAUUAUUUUGUUUGGUGUUUUUGUUUCAAGUUGUUUUUUGUUGUUCUUAAUGUUUUAGAUAAGAAAGAAGAAAGAAAGGACAACUUUGUUUAUAUGGUUUUAGUGACAGUAUUUGCUUCAGUAUGGAGAUCAUUAUUUCUACGUAGUUUUGGAAAUAUUGUUGAAUAUUCACUUAUAUGUUGUCAUUCAGUUCUGUGAGCUCUGAUAGCCAUGUGAUCAAGAGACGAGAAGUAUUUUACUGUGAAGGAUUCUGUUGUUGUAAACAAGUGUGGCAAAGCAACACAUUGAUUUGACUUUGUGAACAUCUAUCUAAUAAGAUGAGUAUGAAAAUAGGUGCAAAGACUCAAAGGCUUCAAAGAAGUAUAAAGAUAGCAAACCUCAGUAAUCAUGCAUGUGAAUUAUGGGUUGUCAUGGCAAUCAUUUAAUUAUCUACAGAGAUAAAAAAAAUCAGUACACUUCUCAGGAGUUACUAUCCAUCAUCCAGUACAAACCAAAAUAGUUUUUAUUCUGUGUGCUCAGAAACCAAAAACAGAUUUUUGAAUAAGGCAAUAAAACAAUAAAAGCAGCAGCAGCAUCGUCUUUUCUGCUCUCUCAAGUCGAUUCUCCAACUUUGCUGUUUACGCUCGAUCUGACGUAAGAUAGCCUGCUGUCUGUUUUUGCCCAGAUGGAUGAGUCACAGUACUUCAGUCUGUGCGCAGAUAGAUGGAGUGACUAUUUACUUCUUUCCGUCUAAUGUGUGAUCACUCUCAGGUGUACACCAUGAAACACAACGACAGAUGAGGUUUGGUAGAAUUUUAACUUUAAUUUAUCUGAAUUUUAAUCCCUGUGGAAACGAGGACAGAAGUUUAAAACCAGAUUUGACAGUAUUGUCACAACUCUAGACUUUUUAUCCCUCCUUUAAUGAGGCUCCUACAAACGUUUACGUUUUUUUUAAUACACCUAAUUUUUUUAGUAUUGAUGCUGUCAGUGUUUGACUAAGUAAAUAGAGUAUUAACGGCUGUUUUCAGUCCUGUUGUUGGAUUGGCUGACUGCUGUUAACCCCCUUUCCUUCUGAUAGAUAUGAACACCAGCCGUUUGUCUCCUGUCUGGCCGGCCUCUACGGUUGCCAAUGGAGACGAUACCAAAGAGCCCGGGCCCAGCCAGGGGAGUGCUGCUGCAGCAAGGUAGACACAACACACACACACACACACACACACACACACACACACACACACACACACACACACACACACACACACAGUUGGGUUAGCUGCUGAUCUUGCACACAGCAUUGAUUCCCUGGCCGGUUUCCCUCUGUCCGAGCUGCUGACUCCAGAAGUCAGUCACUGCUUUUCUCUGAAAUAUCCGCACAUACAGUGAAACUCUGUCAGCUGGUAUCAAAAUUUACUGCUUUCAUACAGACUCUUUUUGCCAGAUUGUGUAACAUCAGCAAAAACCUUAUUUUCAGUGUAAACCUUUAACUCUUUACAACAACAGCUUUUUUUUAAAUAUAAAAAAGAAAAAAAAUCAGCCUCAACUUACUUUAGCUUUUAUUAAAAAAGGCACACACACACUUGCACUUACACACUCAUGAAGUUACUGUGACGGGUGUGUAAACCAUGAUGGAUCACUGUAACACUUUGAUGAAGCGCUGGUCUCUAUUCAAUGCAGAGUCUCUGUUACUUUAGAAAAUAAACUCUCAAAUCGAGGCCAGAUCUAGAUCAUGUUUAUCUAGGUAUCACUGUGGUGAGAAGGUGUGUGUGGAUGCGUCUGUAUGCUGAUGACAAGGCAGCAUGGUUCAUCCCAAAAAGGUUCAGAGAAAGGGGAAAAACUGAAUCUUGCUUUUUCUAGCAAAAUGACAAAAAGACUGUGGUCUAAAAAGGUCAUGUGACCUGGCAGAGGGAAGACAGCGAGUAAUUUACUGGAGCUCCAAACAUGCAAGUGUCUCAGGGUGUCUCGUAAAAGCAUCAGGCUGAAGGGUAAAGAAAUCUAUGCCGUGGUGAGUGACAGGAAGGUCUGAGACGAUUGCCGAGGGAGGGCCUGCUGGUUUGAUCGAUUUCUCUGCUGCGACCACUUCUCUGUCAGGAGACGAACAACCACCAUUACCUGAAGGACGUCAGGCUCUCAAUAAGAUAAUAAUGAACAAGAUUAGGCUGUGGAAGACUCUUCUUAACACCUGUCACGAAUUAAGGCAGGCUGAGUUUGAGAUAAAAACAAAUAAAACUGCGGACUACUAAUGUUCGUUUUAGGGUACGUAUAAGAGUGAGACAACACAUGACUUCUUCCUCUCUCUGUCUCUCUCUCCCCCUCUCUCUCAGGUGGAGUGUGGGAGUUUUGGCCUGCUGAUCCUCACCUUCUUCCUGAGUUUUUUAUUCCUGUAUUUCUGGAGUGAGGCUCAGAAUGACUACAAUGACUUUGACUGGUAGGUUACUCACACACUCACACUCACACAGAGCACGUUCUUUCUGACGUAAAAUAAAAUGAAUCAUUCAGCCUUUUUUUGUAAACACGUGUCACAGUCGCUCCUGAAAGGUGUUUACUGUACGUGUUGUUCUCCUUCAGGUUUAACUUUGGGACUCUGGGUUUCUGGUUUCCCUGGUCUCUGGUCCUGCUGGUCGUCGCUGCAGCUCUCUUCACAUACAUCGCACUGCUUUUGGUAUGCACACUGAUGGAUUUUCAGCCGGUUACAUUUAAGCUCUUGCACAGAGGUGCGGUUAACACAGUAAUGAUAAAAAACUCUUUGCAGGUCAUUAGAAUGUGUUAAUGAUCUGCAGAACAACAUAAUAUAGACUAUAAGUUAAAUAAACUGUGUGCCUCUACAUUAUUGAGCAGGACAUACUAAGUAUUACAACUCUACGUUUAAAUAGUUUUCCAGUGAGUUCUCAGUGUUUUGUGAUAAGUGGAGUGUGCAGUUACAGUGGAGUGUGCAGACUCUUGUGCGUCUCUCGUAACCCACAUGUGUUGUUCUGCUAAGAUGGUAAACAGGAAGACGGCGUCUCUCUGGGGCAGAUGGCGUCAUAUUUAGGUUGAAGGAAAACGUUUUUAUCCUUUUCCAGGCGCUGUCACGGUCCUGGGUUAGAGGCUUGACAUAGAUGUGUGUGUUUUAAACAAAUGUUUAUUUAUGAAUGAUAAAGAAAAAUCACUUUUUAAUCUUCUAGGGCCCAAUGAGACAGCUUUGAAUCGUUGUCCUUUAAAAAGAGAGGAAAAUAAACAGUUUUCUUAAUCUCAGGUGGAAAUCAACACAUUUCCCUGAGAGCUUUGAGUGACAGUCGUCUGCUUGACUGACAUGACAAAAUUAUGUAAUAUUUGUUAUAUAAUUCAGUGAAAUAGACUCAAGGAGAGAUCUAAAUCAUUUCAAUAAAUGAGCCACGGAGAAAUAAAGACGGGUCUGUAAUAUCUUUGCUUCUGUUAUUUUAAAAGAUGAUGAAGUUUUAUAGAAAUAUCGGUCUGAACUGGUUAAAAUUGGUCUUGUUUUUGUUUGCUUUUCUCUAAAUUUGUAAAGCAGCUUUUUAAUGUAAUUAAUGUUUCUAAAUGAUGUCUAGGUGCUGGCUGUGUGUCUGCUUACUGAGGGCCAGAGGUUAUACCUGCACUGGAGCCACAAGGUACCAUCGAAACACACAGAGAAUAAAUAUGGAUGGAAAGAUGGGAGAGGAGCACACUGAUUGUUGUUGUAUUUGUAGAAUAAGCUGUCAGGAGUCAUUGUUCUUGUCCUCCUCUGUCUAUCAGACUGGUAUUGUGGUGACUCUGGCGUUCUCGGUCAUUGCGACUGCUGUCCUGUCCGACCUUUGGAGCAAAGAAUGGAAGACCCUCCUUCUGUCCCUGCAGGUCAGUGGAUCAUGAAACACCUGCCGGAUAAAACAAAGAGGUUCAUUUUAAUACAGGUCACCGAGUGUUGAGUCAAAGACAACCAAGGAGGAUAAACUCUUCUUUUUGUCUCUAAUUCAAGGUAACAGCACCGUUCCUUCAUGUGGCUGCGGUCUCGCUGAUGGCCGUUCUCUCCUGGCCGAUAGCCUUUCACUUUUUCCGCAUGAACAGGAAAGGUGAGUAAGACAGUGAGUCCUUUUUAACGGACAUUAUGAGGGAAUUUUGUCUUUUGGACCCGUAUGAAUGUGAAGUUUAAAAGCAAAUCAAGUAGAGAAGUGGGAACGACACUGAUCCUCCUCAAAACCAUUUUUGUUGCUGCAUCAUUGAGGUGGUUUUCUUACGCAGCAACUGUCAGUAUUGUUGAGGCUGAACCCGCAGGUGAAAGGACCAAGACCUGCAGGUUCAGGGAGUGUAAUAAGACUGAUCAGAAUGACAAGAGUUUAUAAUUAUGUAACAUCUCCUCACAUCGUACAACACGACUUAGUCUUAUGACCAAAACACAGGAAAGUCCCACUUCAUAUUCGAAGACUGUGACGUCUCCUAAUUAAGCACCAGUCUACAUUUCAGGGAGUCGAAACUACAAGUCUAUCAUGCCGAAAAGAUUGAACUGAACAAGGUCACCAGUAUGAGGCUCUGAGCUGAAACAAUGACAGUUACUUGGUGAGCUGUUGUAUCAAACAACCUCUCAGACAAAAAGAUCUACAGACCGCAGGGAGCAGAAACGUUAAAAUCACAUAUUGACUGAUCGCUGGCAGGAAAGGAAGGUUUCCCAUCUUACAGGUAUUAGUGCUGAGCUGCCCGCUCGCCCGCCCGACAGGAAUAAACCUGCUCUGUUACCAAACAUACUCCACAGCAGUGACGCACUUGUCUGGCAUGGAUUACACAGCUGCACAAAUUUACUAUCGUCCGUCUUUCUUUCUCUUCACCGCUUCUUAACGAGGAACCAAUGUCUCAUUUGCCUAAUCAAUACUGCACUUGUCCCUUAGUCUCUCUGAUGCUUCCUGUCCCUUCUUCAUGUUAGUGUGUUUUUUUCUGUCGGUCUGGGUUGGGAUCUGGGUUUUUCUUCAUCAGUCAGACGUCCUUCAUUCACGGCUGCUGUCUUCUUCUUCUUCUUUUCCCUCGUCUUUGGGUCACUCUGUCUGCUUUCUAACUGACUGCAUUUUCCUCUGCACCAAGUAGCUUUGACCUCUAUGUCUCCCUGUCUCUCUUUGGUCUCCAUGGGUACUGUCCCCUGUUACCAUAGUGACUCAGUGGCUAGAACGAUGCUGACUCAUGCCAAGGGUCUCCCCUGGCAGGACAUAAAGAAGAGACUGACUCGCCCAAACACAGGCUGUGAUAUAGUUUCAUUAGAGUCACAGCUUCAAAGGGUUUCUUCUUUAAACUCGAGCACUUGAAGUUAUUAAGAAGAAAGAUGUUGAAUGAACCUUCAAAAAGAUCCUCAAGAUUGUUUGAAAAAAUCCAAAAUUUACUGCCCUCAACAAAAGAAGAGCUAACUUAGUAAAACUGUCGACAAACCAAAGGAUAUGGGAGGUAGUCGGUUCAACUUAAAACUGUUAAAGAGCAUCAACUUACAUUUUUAUAACCGUCAUUUGGAAUAUUUACUAAAAGAGAGACUGGGCACCUCCUUUAAACUCAAUAUUUUCCCCUCUGAUGCAAACCUGAUAAAGAGGAUGAAUAGGUAGGUAGGAAGGAAGGAAGGAAGGUCGGUAGGAUACACUUUAGUUAAACUGACAAACUGACAUAAAACAAAACAAAAUAACACAACAAAGAAUUUAUAUCAUGUUCUUUCUAAAAAAAGCCUUUGUAAAUCAGUCAUCUAUUAAUAGUAUUAAUAUUUAUUAAUAUUAAUAUAAAUGCUUUUUGAGCAAUUAUUGGCAAUAAACCAUUUUUGACAAACUGUUCAACUCAUCUUUAAAUUACACUCAUGAUUUUGUGAAGUUGACUCUAAAAGACCAGACUUGGCCACACCUGCUGUUGCUCAGCACUUCACCACAAUCUUGAUCCUAUCAAGAAAGAUUCACAGUUAUUGAUCCUGAUCAGUACGAUUAUUUGAGCCAUAGGUCUCCAGUAUUUUGAUCCUAUUAUUGGUUUGUGCUUUUAUGUGUUUGAUAAUGUUAAAACAUUCUGUAAUCUGAUUAAACAUUACUCUGAAAAGCGUACAAAAGACCUCGUUCACCACAUGACGUUAAUACCUGUACACACUGGUGUCUUUGUGCUGUUGUUUGUUCUUCAGUGCGUCAGGUGGCAGUCUUGGGUCUCUUCCUCUCCGUGCUCUUCUCUCUCUACCUGGUCCCUUUGGGGAUGUACUCACCCUGCAUCAAGGAGGCAGGAACGCUGGGACCGGCUCCGAGACUCUUUGGACACAGAGGAGCUCCGAUGGUGAGACUGAGCUAAAGUGAAGAAAUAACAUUACAGGGAGUAUCUGUGCUGUAGUUACAGAGCAAAGCAGUAAAGAAACACGUCUGUUAAGGUGCAAUAAAAGUCUGUGUUUAACGAUAAAUAAUGUCCACUGGUUUUAAAUGUAUUUGUCUCAUUUUUUCUCACGUGUCUACAGCUUGCACCCGAGAACACAGUAAUGUCAUUUGAGAAAGCUCUGGAAGCUGGAGGAGAAGGACUGGAGACAGAUGUUACCAUCAGGUAUGAACCGCUCUGUCUUCUAAGGCGACAUCUGAAUAUUUGUUUAAGAUGUGAUCACGCAUCAUUUAAUAUACCAAGACUGUUGGAGAGUGUGGAACUGCCCCCUAGUGGUAGGUUUGGCAACACAUGCAAACUUUGUGCUGCAGCUCUCAGUUCCUCUUGGUUUGAUAGCUGGUAUGAGCCUCUCCAUGGGGACUUAUGGUGUGUGUGUGUGUGUGUGUGUGUGUGUAGACGAGCAAAUGCUGUUGUGGACUUGAUGCCUGUGAACAGAAUAUAUACAUACAUAUACAUAUUUCUAAAUGAUCACAAACUCUGGUCCAUGUACAGCUGGUUUAGAAGGACUCUUAGACUAUACUGAGACCUUUGACUGCCUGUGAUUAUCUCUUUGUUAGGAACAGCUGAUAAAGUGAACAAACGGAUCAUCAGUGUGUUAACUCGCUGAGUUUCCAUUCAACAGUGAGAAGCCGUGUCGGUGCCUCGAUGCUAAUUGUACAGAUCAGAUCAGAUGCUAGCGUGCUGCCCUCUGCGCUAAGAUGAUUACUGCAUCGCUAAUCCAGUUAGCUGUUAGCUCCUCCGUUAGCCCACUGCUGGUGAUCGAGCACACUGUCUCACAGCCUGAAAAAACAAGAUUAGCAGCACAGUAUGACUCAGGGCUAGCCAGUUACCUUGGUACCAUGCAGCCUGGGUGUGUGUCUGUGUGUGUCUGUGUGGUGUGCAUGAAUGACUGUUCCUACCUAAACUGCCGUGAGUUGAGUGAGGGAUUAUAUAAGUUUGUGAUCGUCCAUAAACAUGACUGGAAACUUGAGUGAUCGAUGGCGAUGACGGUCUCAGUGACAUGUCUUCAUGAUGGACAGACAGUGAGAUCUUCCUGCGACCACAUUUCCUCAGACUGCAGGUGUUCAGAGCAGGAAGCUCUGGAGAAUUAAAAGCUUCUGAUUGGCUCUAAUUGUCACCUUCCUCUCCUUCCUUUGAUUAAAUCCCUCCUAACUAUCCUCCCUUUCUUCCACUCGUGUUCUUUUGCAGUACUUACUUUUACAGUCUGUAAUUUUUCCACCCUAAAUCAUGUUUUUUUAUUCCCAUUAUCCCUCUCUGUAGCUACGACGGCGUCCCCUUCCUGAUGCAUGAUUCUACUCUGAGGAGAACCACGAAUGUUGCUGAAGUUUUCCCAAACCGAACGGACCUGGAUGCCUCUAUGUUCACUUGGGCGGAGCUACAGCAGCUGAAUGCUGGCGACUGGUUUUUAACGGUGAGACCGUCAUAAACACACACUCAGCCUAAAGUUAAACACGCGGCUGAGAUGGUUCAGGAAAAGUCCACAUGUUUUUUCUCUGGGUGGAUUUCAGACUAAACUCUGAUCCAAAGACUGAAAACCUGGAAACUCUGAUUUUACGGACGUCUGAGUGUUUCUUUUUCGUUCUCUCACUGCCGACAGAGGGAUCCAUUUGGUACAGUAUCCUCACUGUCUGACGCAGACUGCUUCCAGGCCCAGAACCAGUCAGUUCCCUCGUUGGUCCAGUUCCUGGAGGUUGCAUCCCGUAGUGGCAAACUGGUGCUGUUUGACCUGCACAGGCCACCACAUGAGCAUCCCUACAGUCAGACAUACAUUAACACCACGCUGCAGGUGGUGCAGGCCCACAUCAACUCCUCACAGGUAACCAGACAGGAGUGGUGUGAAAGUGGACUUCACAUUAUAUUCAUGAUGUUUGUUCGUACAGAUGUGUGUUUACUGUGUGGUUCUGAAUGUGUGUGUAGGUGCUGUGGCUGCCGUCUGAGGACAGGGCGCUGGUCCAGGCUCUGGAUCCAGAACUGCAGCAGACUUCAGGGGAGAAGGCCUCAAUCCAGGAACUGGCAGAAGACCACAUCACCAGACUGAACCUGCACUACAGCACUAUGUCCCAACAACAGAUCAGGUAUUUUAAUUAUACACUGGAAUAUUAUGUGUAUAUUAAAUAUUAUUAUAUAUAAUGUUUAUAGUUAAACAUAUAUAAGCUCAGUAAUUAUAUAUAUUUAUCUAAACGAACAGCUACCUCUUUAUACAUGUGUGUCAGUAUAUACACAUGUAUACUUGAGCUUCAUAAAUCGAUAGAUGACUAUAUUACUUAGAGAUUUUUAAAGUCCUGCUUUUGUCUGUUUUUUAAUCACAAUAAUGUCUUUAAAUUUGAAAUGUUCCUUUAAAAACAACCACCAAAAGAAAUAUAACAGUUGAAAUACAUAUAAUAUUACUCUAUUAAACACGAUAAUCUUUUUGUAGAUAGAUAGAUAGAUAGAUAGACUUUAUUGAUCCCAAACUGGGAAAUUCUCAUGUUACAGCAGCGAAAAAAACAACAUUUAAUUAAAUAUAACAAGUAUGUACAAUGCAGACUAAAAAUACUAACUAUAUACAAUAAAUACAGACUAAAUAUACUAAACAUCCUAAGAGAAAAAAGUGAGAUCUGAAAAACGGGGUUUAUUGAAAUGAGUAAUAAAAUAAUAGUAUCUGUUAUCAGCUUGCUCCCCUCCUGGAGGAUGACACUGGUCAGCUCAGGAGUUACAAACCCUGUUGACAAGACCACGAGGGGUUGUGUGAGUGUGUCCAUGUGUGUACAUGUGUGUAGUCAUGUAAGCUGAGGCACAGAUGGCCACUGUCCUCCGUGUCUCCAUCGUGUUUCUUGUUGAACAGCUUCAGGGAAGUGAGAGGAGGAGGGAGGGAGUCUAAGGUCAAGCAGGUAAGACAAACUAAAAAGGAGAAGAGAGGAGAGGAGAGGGGUAGAGACAGCUCGGAGUUUAUAUGAGAGGAGGAGGAGGAGGAGGAGGAGGAGGUUUAACAGAGAGGUUGGUACAAGAGAAAAACUGAAGAGGAACGAGCUUGAUGGAAAAAGCCCAAAAAGCGGUCGAGGAUUCACACCGACUGUUUUCAAUAAAAGCACACACUCAUCAGAACUUCUAAAUAUCAGCUCUCGUAGGACUUUGUCAUCCACCAGAGCGCCUGUUGGGAUGAAUCAUACUGUUGCAUGGUGAGCCUACGGUCUCCUCAUCGUUGUGCUCACAGGGCUUUAUUAGGCCUUUGUCUUUUAUGUAACCACAGCAGUAUGUUAAAGUGAACUGUUCAAACCUUCAUCAUGGUUUUUAUGGUUCUACCGCUCUGUGAGUCACUGUGAUGGAAUCAACAAAUAUGCUGCAAACUCGAAGGAGAAGGAGAAACCCCACCAUCUUGACCUCACUCUCCGUCAGAGGUCACAGCUGAAAAAUGAUUCAGAUUACACAACUCCUCUACAUUAUACAACUCCAGGUUGUGUAAUCUACCAAAAGAUGAACUUCCUUCAGUCCUGACCCCAACAGAUGAUCAUUAGACCUUCAACCUGACGAUGAUGCCGCUGCUCUCUUCUCAGACACUUCAGUCCUUUGUUUCUGCUCCAAACCCUCUUUCUCUUUCUGCUCUCUCUUAUUCCCUUAUUGUACUUUUCUGAGAAAGUCUGAACUACACAGAAUAUAUUUGAUGCAUCUGGGCUGUUCCACCCGUCUUACCUGUUUCUAAGGUUGGAAAGUCACUGCAGGUGUAUAUCUUUACCUUUUUACCUGCUCUGUUGGUGAGACACUUGAUUGCUUUGAAGGUUGGAGUAUAACUGUAAUAAACCGUUUUAGAUUCUUCUGACUGUGAGCAGAAAAGGCUCAAAUAAAAACCUGAUCAACCCGCGACUCAUGGAGAGACAGUAAAAUAAGAAAUAAAUGAUAUUUUAAGGCUUUUAUGUUCCCCUAAAUAUUAAACGGAAAGCUCUUAAAGGAUUAUAAAGUCCACGAGGGAGAAUGCAGUUAUUACAUUUUUGCACCCUCCAUUGACUCAUAUUUAGUUUUACCCUCCCCGUCUUCAGAGGCUCUCAGGUAAAUUCAUUAAAAAUAACUCAGGCUAAUGUCACCCAGAGAGGGAGGAAGUCUCUGGAGGAGCUCGAGUGUAAAAUGAUUUUUGUUUUUAUUUAAAUGGGAGUGAGGACAGCGUGGGUUUGAUGGGAUGAUGUUGGGGUUUUAUUUUGUACCCAUGAUGAGUCUGCAGAGUGUCGGGUCUUGGUGAGGCCCGGGUCUCUGAGGGUAUUCUUCGGUUCCUGUUUCUAAGAGGUGACGUUGUUGUCUUCUCUCUUCUUCUUCUUCUUCUCUGUUCACAGUAAAUACCAGUCAGUAAACAUCAGCACCAACCUGUAUGUGAUCAGUCAGCCGUGGCUCUACACUCUGGCCUGGUGUGCAGGAGCUCAGUCCGUGACCACCAACUCCAUCCACAUCCUGUCCAACAUCAGACAGCCGCUUUUCCUCAUGGUGAACAGAUUUAUCUCUUUCUCGACGACGUUACGACAGAAAAGUUUAGACUCAUUUUAAAAAAAAGGAGUUUUUAAUUUGAGUAAAUUUAGUGAAUCCAGUUGAGCGUUUAUAUUUCCGUGCUCUUCUGCUCCGUGCCUCUCACUGAGUGGGCGGGCAGGAGGUUUGGUAUCAGCUUGAACAUCUCCUCAGCAGGUGUUGUGGGUGUUUGAAGAGUGAGUCUGUGACCUUCCAGUUACAUAAACCUUCUAUCUCACCGCCCACACGUCUGUACAUGCAGUUUGAUUACAUUUUUAAUCUGAUAAUAACACAAGGUUAGGACGAAUACUCUGUGCUGAUUGAGUUAGAUAAUAAUAUUCAUACUCACAGAGUUUAUUUCAGAUAAAGUCAUCAACCCUUUUCUCUCUGCGCUUCUCUGCAGACUCCAGAAGAGUACACGUUAAUGUGGAUCCUGACUGACGCCGUGUCUGCCCUCCUCAUUAUUACAGUCUUCAUAUUCCAUUGGUGCGUACACACACACACACACACACACACACUCUGCUCUCAUAAUUAUCCUCCCUUGUUCUUCUAACGUCUGGUGCUUGGGUGGAGAAGCUGUGCACGGCUGAGUCAUCUUGGCUGUUGAUGAAGUUUAUUAUAAAAAACACAAUCUGAGAUCUCACUGUGGCGACACGAUGAGAAGAGAGGUUGGAGUCGAAUGUGUUUAUGAAGAUUUCUGUGAGGAUGGAGAGUCGAGGUGUUAGAGGAACAAAGCUGCAGCUCCAUGAACGCUGCGUCAAAGAGACUGUGCUGUCCUCCUUCUUUGAAAAUAAUCUAUGCUGAUAUUUUGGAGAUGUAGACCUCUUAUAGAGAUCUGUUUCAGCAUCGAUGAGAGAUGAAAAACUUUUCCAGAGAAAACAAAGAAGAAAGUAGAGAAAGAUCUUUUUUUGUGCAGACCAGCCAGAACCAAACCUGCAGAAAGACCGUGUUAUUUCCAUCCAUCCAUCCUGUCUUUGAGAUGAGACUCGCUCUUCACCUCAGAGGACCUCAGAGUUUUUUAUCGACCUCUUCUGGGGUUUAAUGUUUUCUCUUCACCUCUCUUCUUCCUCUGGAUCUUCUCGAUAUUCACACGUUCUCCUGCUUGUUCCGUCAAACAUCAAAGCAGUUUUAGUGAUAGAUGAGACAGCCUCAAAGCACUGCUGGGAAACACACACACACACACACACACAGCUGUUUGUUCUCCGCUGCUCUGAUGUCUCUCUCUCUCUCUCUCCCUCGUGUGUGUGUGUCACAGGUGGAGAGAGAGAGGCCUGCCCUUCUGGUCCGGCAGCCGUCAGACUCACGAGACUGGACCAUACAGCAAGUUCAGGACGGGUAUGAGAAGCUUUCCUCCCCCCUCACUGUUACUGAUGUUUAUUAUGUCUGUUAUAUCGUCUCAUCGUGAUCAGAUCCGGACUUCAGAAUAUUUUUGCUCAUUAAUUUUAUAAAAGACAAAGUAGAAAAUUAACAUAAUCACAGAAAAACUGAAUUUAUUUGAGCUUUUAGAUUUAAAGAAAGAUACGAAACACAGAGAGAAAACUGAAAUUAGUUUCCCUACCUUUAGAGCUGUCCUUGGAGUGGAAACUUUCUGUGCAUGCUGUGAACUCCUCCUGCUGUGUCUGUGUGUGUCUGCAUGUUUGUGUGUUUGUCUGUGUGUGUGUGUGUCUGCAUGUUUGUGUGUGUGUCUGUGUGCCAGACUCGGCAGAAGUCAUCUGUGUCUGCUGGAACCCCCUCCAUCUCGAACCCCCUGCUGGAGGUUUCGUGUCUCUCCCCUCAGUCUACGACCCGUGACGCCCUGCAUGUCAGUCCCUCUGAAACCUUGUAGGAUCCCAAACUUGUGUGUGAACUGUACAGCUGUAUUUGUUUUGCUGUUGUUAAUCUGCUGAAACCCUUUUUAAGACAUGAAGAAAGUGCAGAAGAACAUCUGUUCAUUUCUCUACGGCGGUCAGAAAACCAAACACACAAAAACAACAAAGUUUUAGAAACAGUCAUGGAGUCAAGAACCUGUGCUUCAAAGGGUCUUGGACUAAUUACUGUUUAAAAGAAAAAGCACUCGGCAUGUUUAGUCCAAGUCCUUUUCAGGUGUAGCUGACAUGGAGAUCUUUAAUCUGAGAUAUUUAAUCUGAGAUCUUUAAUCUGAGAGAUUCAUGAGAUUAAAAUUAAGAUUUGGUGCCAUUUGCUCCAGGAGAUGAUUUAAUCAACGGUUUAGCCUGUCACAUUUAGUUUUGUCAUCAUUUGAUAAAACCUGUAAGUGUAGAUCAGCGAUAAAAGGAAGUAUGUGGUGUUUGAUCUAUGAUUUAAUUAUCGGCUCCUACAUUCACAGCAGGGCAGAUAAGGAGAAUGAACCUUUAAAAGGAGAUCUAAAAGACUCUGGUUCAGUCUUUCUGUGGAGGACGGAGAGAGGCUGUCACAGUUUUCAGACAUGUCCUGGACCUGUAACACGUCUCUCUGAACCCCAGAAACAGGAGGAGGAGGGAAGUUGGUAAAAGAAUUAAACAGAUUUUUCUGUUUUCUAAUUAAAAAGAUUCAUUCUUGGUCCGUCCGGUUGCUUUAAUAAAAAUCAUUUUCAAGCAUAAUUCAGAAAAGACGGUGAUAUUUGUCCAAACUCACUCAUGGCACAGACAAGAGCAGGUGGAUAGCGACACCUAGUGGUUGAGUUUUUACCAAGAAAAGUAGAGAAUUGUGUAACUGUGACUCCUCCUGACAUCAUAAUGAGUUUAGAUUAAAUUGUCAUGAUAGAACCGCAGCUCAGCUUCACAUUUCCUGAAAAUGAAGUGGAUAAAUAUAGAUAACUAUAAUAAUAAUAAUAUUACAUAAUAAUAUAAUAUAAUAAUAAUAACUAGAGAAUUUCCCAGUUUGGGAUCAAUAAAGUACAUCCAUCUAUCUAUAUCUUCAGUAGGAGAAGAAUAAGAAUUCUGACUGUAGCAGCUGUUUGCUCGUCAACACCAUAAAACUCCAUGUUUUAAUUUGGUCAGUAUCAUCCAAACACGUAAACCAGAUUUGUGCUAAAAAGGGUUUUUAUUGCAGGAUUCUCGUCUUUGUCUUUACAGCUGCACCAAAUAUCAAAGUUUGAUUACAUUUCUGUUUUCAUCUCUGCGUUUAUUGACGCCUCUCUGUUAACUUCUGCGUCUGUCAGUGUUUGUUUUUUUAACCCUGAUGUUACCUGUGCUUGGCUCCUUACCUGUGCUCACACAAACCUGACGUACUUACCUGCUCAUAGACUACGCCCCUGCUUCGAACCCUGUGCCCUGAAGUUUGUCAUCUGUGUCCGUUAACAUCGUCCCUCUCAGAUGAAGGAGUUAACUGUUCGUUGUUUGGUUUUUGCAGAGCUGAGCGACGUAUGGUCCGUUUCCAGUGUUCAUGUCCGGCCUGACCUCCGGAGCACGCCAAGCUCCCCCAGCACCCCUCACCUGCCCACCAUCACAGAAGAGUGAGAGAGGAAUGAGAGAGAGAGAGAGAGUACAGACAGGCAAAGAGAGAGAGAGAGAGAGAGAGAGGGAAAGAGGAAGAGGAGGUAAGAACAGAGAAAGCGCAGCAGAUGUGAGUCAGACAGUUUCUUUAGGAGGAGACGGAGAGUUAGAGCUGGUUCUCGAUCAAUCUGCAGUAACAAACUCAAAGACAGUUCACAUUCAGUCGUUCUGUUUUAGCUUUAGUGUUCAUGUAGGACUGCUUCACUCUAAUAAGAGGCUGACUAAAACACUGUCUUUAGGACCCUGAGGGACAGAGUAUCUGUUGGAGCUCAGAUCAGAGAAAAGUGUUUCGGUAGUUUGAGAGUCAGAGAAAUCUCCGGCCUGUCCUCCCGUAUCCUUGACCAAACUUUGGAGCGCUGCCUGAAGGAACUGAACUUCAUCCUGCACAGAUCUGCACAGACACUCAGUGGACACCAGCCCAGCUGCACCCGUGUUUAUGACCAUGCUGUAAUCUCACAGGAGCCCGGACAGUGAGAACAUUUUCAUCCUGUGUCGUUUUAACUUCACCAGCUGAGACGUAAAGGAAACUAAACCUCACAAAAGAAAGGAGACACACGGAGAAUUUACUGUUUUUAGUUUCUUUCAUUCUUCCUGUCUCAUGUUUGUCAUCGUCGAGGUGAAAAUGAGACAGUGAAUGUGAACCUUCAGCAGGAGACGUGGACAAUGAGAAACAGGACUGAGGAUCUUCUGUGGGAGCUUUCUUCAUGCCCAGGCUGUAAAUAUAUGAGGAGCUUCGACCAAACGUCAUCCAUGUCUGUGACUCUGGUUGGACUGACAGACUGAAUGUAAAUCUACAGAAUUAAGGAGAUAUUAUCAGUUAUUAUUAUUCAUGAUUAAUACUUUAGUGAAUGUAUCAUGAAGCUGGGCUGUGUUUCUGAAAAGCAUGUGGAGAGUUCGGGGCUGGAAGUCCUCUCAGUUUGUGCCAAAUGUAGAAUUAGCUGCUGUUAAAACUGCUGAGGAUGCUUCUGAAAACCCUUUUAUGAGGCGGUGAACACGACAUCUGCUUCUCCUUAAAUUUAUGCACAAAGACCUUGAAGGAGGAGGUGCCAUCAUAAAGUCUGUCUGCUCUUGGUUCUCCUAACCUGUGUUAAUCUUGGAGGGUUUUCUAGUGUUUGGGACAAUGAUGUUCUGAUGGGGUUUACUCAGUGUGCUGCACAGUGAUGGAGAAGUGCAAUUAAAGCUGCUUUGUUUUCAUGUUUUAGUAUAAGAAAACAAGUAUUUAUACAGAAUAGUUCAUGUACAGCAGUUUUGAGAGUAUAAUAAUAGUUUCUAAUGGAGCUCUUCUGCUGCAGAUCCAUAUUUCAGCUAAUAGGUGUAACAUUUAAUCUGCAGCCUGAAUCUUUGUGCUCCACCUGCUUUCAUUGAAUGGAAGUGUUAGCUCGCCUGAACUGAUUUGUUCUUCCUCUAUGAUAAACAUUAGACUCCUUCAGUUAAGAUCCUUAAGCGUCUCUGAGAGACUUCAGGUUAGUCUUUGUGUGUCCUGCUGCUUCUGUUGUUAUUUAUUUAGACACGACUUCUGACUGAUACAGACUGACAAAAACCUUUAUGAUCUGGAGUAAUGUAGGUUCAGCUGCAACCAUAAAUCUUCAUGUACUGUGUAGUGAUAUUGAGAAGUGUUCAGCACUUAGUAACUGACCUGUUAGAUCCGCUCAGUAUUUCAGCUACAGCUAUAAAUCACUGCAAAGCCAUAUUUACUUUAUCAAACCUGUUUUUCUGCUCGUCUAAAAUAAGCUUUAGGGGGACAAACAUGAGGUUAUUUUAGCAGACAAGAGUCUCUUAUAAUUUAAUCUACCCCACCUGUCUGUUAAAGAAGCUUUCUGUAAGAAAUACUCAACCCUGUUCUUACUGUCAGUGUUGGCGUGUUCAGCUUCUUCUGGCUGGAGCGUCGAUUAAGAGUUUAAUUCAUUCAAAACUUAUUGAUUAUCUUUAUAACUGUUGGAUAAAACGGCAGCGAUCAAGAGGCUUUGAUCAGAGUGAGACUAACACAGAAACUGUGUGUCUUUAUUUAUUCAGAUUUAUGUCAUUUGUUAAAUAAACUCUCAUUCAGAAGACCACCACCAUCUAAAUAAGAAAAUAACCUGAAGACUGUGUCUCAGUCUCAUCGACACGUCCAGGUGUGCUGAUGUCUGACUCACAUACAGGUGAGCUUUGCAUGCUGCUCUGCAUGCCGCUUCAGUGAAGAUGAUAAUGUCAGCUGACUCUUAUUAUUGUGGUCGACCAGAGUUAGCGGAGACAAGGCUGUCACACAAUAUUACUAAUCCAGAGUGGUCAAUACAGUCGAAGUGGACUCCAGCUGACAGGGUUAUUGAUCGGGGUUAAACAGUCGAGUUUGUUUUCUGAUCUGAUUGUCUGUAGUAUUAUUGUCAGAUUUUUUCAGUUUGAUUUUCUUCUACAGAGUAAUUUCACCUCUUUUUUACUGUACCUUCUCUCUGACUGUAUAUGCUGUUGUCUUCUGGUAUUAAAACAUCAGAACAAAGUUCACCCUCAGCUCU